UUAGUUACACUUUUAUUCGUACUUAAGACUUUUCUAAAGCAAUUAUUUUAAGAUGUCGAACGUACCUGCAAAGUUUUAUCAACUAUGUCGCCUUUGUUUAUCACGGGACGAGCCGAAAGUACCUAUUUUCACUGCUGAUGGACUUCGAACAGAUGUAUACACUCAAAUAUCAUCUUGCAUACCAAUCAAUGUAACAGCAGAGGAUGACCUACCCCUAGUUAUUUGUGAAACUUGUGUCGAGAAAUUGAUUAUGUUUUAUGAAUUCAGGACGUCCGCAAUCAGUUCAGAUAGAGCCUUAAGACAGUUCCUCCUCUCACCACAAGUUAUCCCACAAGAUGCAGAUGAUAUAUUGAAACAAAUACAUUACUCUACCCUCGAUAAAGGAACUGUCGUCGAAGAGAUGGUAGUAGGGAAAGAGGAAACUGUCAUGGGAGGUGGGUCUGAUUCUGAAGAAAGCUUGGUCAUCAAGACUGAAAAUGACGAUUCUCCGUCCCGUGUACACCAAGAAUUCAUCAGUAAUGUAGUCGAAAUAAACUCUAACAGAGUGGGUGAAGCGAAGAGCCUUCUUCGCACCUUGAUGUCGGCUAACGCAAAUUCUAAUUUAGAUGGCCCCUCUGUGAUCCUGAUGCGUGAAGAAGUUCUGUGGCCACCGAAUACCACCGAAGUUCUUGCAAAUAGAACAAAUAUUCAACAGCAACCGAAACAUCAAGUGAUGCAACACAACGGGGAAAGUGGUGACGAGAGCCGAGGAGGAAGUGGUGGAGGUAGAAGGAAGCAGAGUUGCCCAUUGAAGAGUGGUAUUGACUCCAAAAAACCAGGCUACAGGUCAGCUGAGGCCAUCAGCCGGCUCCUCGAGGCUGCCCACUACACAGCGGGCACUGGUUGUGCUAAUAGCGGAGGCGGCGGCAACGAGAGUGGGAACAGCGGAGGUGAAAGCCCCGGCGAUGACAGCUCCUCCAAUUGGAGUAAUGAAUCCGUCACAAAGACCACCAGAGUUGUUUCUAAAAGGGUUGACCUAGCUUGUACUAACUGCGGCACGAGAACAACCACCAUCUGGAGGAGAAACCCUACCGGAGAGAUGGUCUGCAACGCCUGUGGCCUGUACUAUAAAUUACACAAUAUCAAUCGACCUGCAAAUAUGAGGCGUGACACAAUCCACACACGACGGCGAAGACCAAAAUCAGCUUCUGCAGCACUUAAUUCAAUCAUCAAACAAGAAGCUGCCAGCAAAACGGCUCCAGCCAGUGCAAGCGGCGCGGGUAGUGGAGGAGAAGACUGCUGUGAUGACAUGUUGGCUGCCCUCCGAAGACAGAUCCAACCGUUCGUGAUUCCAGGCGCCAACCAGGACAAACCACUCAACUUAGUAUCGCAUUAGCUGACAUCCGUCGGCAACACACACAUCCAGGCUGUGCGAAAUUCUUUGUUCACUAUUAGCACUUUGUAUCAUUAUAUAAAUAGAGGUAUACUAACAUUUAUAAAAGAGAAUGAAAAAAUACAAAAAAAAAAAAUGUCUGAUAGCUUCAUACAAGUAUAGAUACCCUCAACACAGUGGGCUUACUAGGCUCGGUUAAGUACUUACAUAUCUCUUGCUUCCUGAUUUGUAACAGCAAUGCUAAGAUUUUAAUGUUGAAUUGUUUUAUUUACGUGAUUAUUUUUUUUUAAUGGAGCCCAUUAUUAUUGUACAAAUUGAGAAAUUUUGUCUACAAUGCAUUUACUAUUGCUAGGACUUAAAGAUAACACAACACUAAGAAACUGUAUAAAAGAAAAGCGUACGUCCAAGUGUCUGGUUGUGUUUAUAUUUAUUUAGUUGUUAGUGACUACUAGGGCUGGACCCAUUGAUGAACGUACGUUCAUCACCUUUUCCAAUAUAAAGUAAUAUUUUUUCACGAGAUAUCAUUUGUAAAAAUAAAGAAUAAAAACAAACUAAUAAAAUUGAAUUGUUGAAGUUUCCAUUUAUAAAUUAAUAUUAUUGUGUUGUUUUGUCUUUAAUUUUGAUUUGUAGGUUUAAGAGUAAGUUGUAACGACUUAAUUUUUUAUAUGAAUUUGACUAACUUUUAUAUUGUUAUACGUAUAUGGUGUUGUUCUCAUUUCUAUCAUAACUUUUUUUUUCUUAAAUUAAGUUUAUGCCAAAUUGGAAGCAAUUAUAAAUGUAGUUUGCUUUUGUUCAUUUGGGAUUGCUUUGCCUGUUUGUGCCCUGAAGGUUUGUUGUUGAUAAGAAAUGGAACAACACUUAUUUUGUUUUGAUUUAUUUUAUCAUACCUCUAGGAUCUGAACCGACAUGUGCCUGUCUUACUAGUAGUUUUUUGAUCUGUAAAUAUGAUGUAUGUAUAUUAAAUAAUUAUGGGAAUAUAGAAUCGGAAGAAGUUCAGUCGCUCAUAUUACACUCAUCUUAAUACUCAUUGGCAAUAAUUGUUGUAUUAGGCUCAGAUAGGCUGAUAAAUUUUACAUAUAUUUUUAAUAUGAAUGGUUGAAAGUUGGAAAAAAAAGAAGAAAAAAAAUUCAAAUAUUUGUGUGAAAUUUUUUUAAGGAUUCCAAUUAAUGAGGGUUUUUCCUUAUUUUGUUUUUUGUAUAAAUUAUGGAAUGUCUGUUCAAUUUUGCAUUUGAUUUUUAGCUUUUUUUUUUACUAACUCUCCUUGAUACUAAUUAAUUAGUUAUAUAUUAUUUUUGUAAGGAGUUGCAAUUUUUAAAAUAUUUUUGUUGGUUCUAUAUUUUGUUGUUGUGAUCAUGUGACAAAUUGAUAUUAGGAAGAUGACUGUUGUAACUGUUCCUGACUUAUGAUUUUUUUCUCCGGAACUUGAUCUAAUGCCCCUCAAAUAAUUGAUAAAAAGAUUUCUUUCACUACAUCAGUAUUCAGAGACAUAACCGAAUAGUUGCUAAGUUACGCUCCGUCUUUUUU
This is a messenger RNA of Nezara viridula (southern green stink bug), 2896 nucleotides long. Lineage: Eukaryota; Metazoa; Arthropoda; Insecta; Hemiptera; Pentatomidae. The record is from the annotation of a GenBank genome assembly.